GAAGGGGAGGAAGAGGAGGAAGAGGAGGAGGAUCUGAACAGUAGACAGAAACACUCUCUGCCUCUCUCAUCAGACACAAGAGAGGAAGAGAGAGAGAAAAUGGAAAUAAGCAGAAGAACCUGAGAAGCGACCAGGAGGAGCUUUUCUUUCGACUUCCUAACCAGAAGAUGAUCAGAACAUGGAACCCGGUGAUGCUGCUGGUCCUCGGGGUCGUCAUGGUGAUGGUGAUGGAGACCCUGGUGGAUGGAGCGCGGGUGGUGAGCGGUCAGACGGUGUGUUUGGGCGGUCCAGAGCGUCCCUGCUAUAAGAUCGCAUAUUUCCACGACGUGUCGAGCCGCGUUGCGUUCAGGGAGGCUCGCCAGGCCUGCGAGAUGGACGGAGGGUCGUUGCUCAGCAUCGAGAACCCGGCCGAGCAGACAGACAUCGAGAAUCUGCUGCAGGAGCUGCGUUCAGGAGCGGUGGGUGGUGCAGGAGGAGGAGGAGGAGGAGGAGGAGGAAGAGGAGGUAUAGCGGACGGUGAUUUCUGGAUCGGUCUGACUCGGGUGGACGGAGUCGAUCAGAUUCAUCCUGAACUCAGCAACACCUUCACUUCCUGUCCUCAGCUCUACCACUGGACCGACGGCAGUCUGGCGUCCUUCAGGAACUGGUAUUUUGACGAGCCGUCCUGUGGAGGAGAGGCCUGCGUCGUGAUGUACCAUCAACCGACUGCACUUCCUGGUCUGGGCGGGGCUUAUCUCUACCAAUGGAACGACGACCGCUGCAACAUGAAGCAUAACUUCAUCUGCAAAUACGAACCAGAGAGCCAUCUUGUGAAGGAACAGGGUGACACACCUGGAGGGCGUGGCACAGAGGCGACCUCAGGUGGAGGUGUGGUGAAACAGCCUUCAGGCAGUGAGGAGGUUCCCCCUCAGGUGGCCAUGGCUGGAGCUUCAGGCAUGUUACUGGUGUACGUGAUCAUACCCACAAUCCCCCUGCUGCUGCUCAUCCUGGUGGCUUCUGGGACAUGCUGUUUUCAGAUGCUCAGUAGAAGGUAAGACUGAAACUACAGAAACUACAAAUCCCAGCAGCCCCUUCUUCUCCUGCUCCCCAGGUGAAGAAGUCCCUCUUCCGGUUUCCUCCACGGGACCUUAUUUCAGAAACAAGAUAGUCAACGGAGAGAGAGAAAUAAAGAUCUGAUCUGGUCUGAAUCACACGUCUGAUGUCUGCAUGUCCAAGUGUCCCUGAACGAGACACUGAAGCCACGUUGCUCCAUGGAGCUUUACAGCCGAGGGGUCACAGAGGUCACAGAGGUCACAUGGACCUGAAGCUAUACGACCGAUAGAAUCCAGUUUAAAGUUCAGCCUCAGAGACGCACCGAGCUGACGGACAGACGGCGCUUUGUUUCAUGUCCGUAUCAUAACGACAGCUUGUCUGUCCUUCGUCCUCGCUCCUCCUGUUCCUCUUCCUGAAUGAUGAAGACAGACGACCGCCGCCUGCUGAACGUUAGAGGGGAACCCUAGAGGGGAACAUUAGAGGGGAACCUUAGGGGGGAACCCUAGAGGAGAACCCUAGAGGAGAAC
Sebastes umbrosus (honeycomb rockfish) is the source of this 1559-nucleotide messenger RNA. RefSeq names its product chondrolectin (gene chodl). Gene Ontology annotation, cellular component: cytoplasm. Gene Ontology annotation, biological process: positive regulation of axonogenesis. The record is from RefSeq and is a predicted model, not a curated record. Bases 168 to 1034 code for a protein of 288 amino acids. NCBI's taxonomy places the organism in Eukaryota, Metazoa, Chordata, Actinopteri, Perciformes, Sebastidae. The transcript is spliced from 8 exons.